AUGUCUCAAAAUCAGGGUGUGGAAAAUAGGAUUUUAUUGGCAUCCCUUAAUAUGCUGCAGUUAGAUGCUACUGUAGUGUCCAGGACCAACUCAUCAACCAUCCUUGACACUGCUUCUAUGGAUGUUGAACAUGGUGGUCCAUCUGUUGAUCAUUCUAUUGUCAUGAAUACCCUCCAAGCACCUCAGCAGGUCACAUCUAGGCCUGACUCAUUGACUGUCCCUGGUGUUCCCAUCAACAUUAAUCUGUUGUCUUCCAGCAAUACAGGUGGUCUGUCCAUCGAUUCAACUGUGCUUAAUGCUCCUGUCAACAUUAAUCUGUCCAUUGAUCAUCCCACCAAUGCAAAUACCCUCUCAAGCCAGCCAAAGGCUGUGAAUGAUCCACCCCCUGUUCUCCAUCAGUGGCACUGCUCAGCUUUUCUUAUGCAUCAGGAGGCCAUCAUGAGCCUGAUCAGGUUAGUAGAUGGUGUGUACCCCCAAGACAGCAUGGACCUGGAUGUUCAAGAAUCACAGAGGUGCCUUUCCCAGGAGCUGGACCCUUAUCAUGAGUGCUUGGAUGCAAUAGUUGAUGCCCAAUGGGCAAAGCUGAAGGGAGAGCAGGGCUUGCAGUCAUUUUCUGGGAGUCUGAACUUGAUGCCUGACUUAAGUUACUCCACUGGUUAG
This is a messenger RNA of Pisolithus orientalis, 660 nucleotides long. RefSeq lists its product as uncharacterized. The transcript is spliced from 5 exons. Lineage: Eukaryota; Fungi; Basidiomycota; Agaricomycetes; Boletales; Pisolithaceae. The coding region runs from base 1 to 660 and encodes 219 amino acids. The record is from RefSeq and is a predicted model, not a curated record.